Molecule: messenger RNA, 1286 nt
Organism: Bombina bombina (fire-bellied toad)
Lineage: Eukaryota; Metazoa; Chordata; Amphibia; Anura; Bombinatoridae
Gene: UBE2I
Product: ubiquitin conjugating enzyme E2 I
Exons: 7
Coding region: 162-638 (158 amino acids)
Biological process (GO): protein sumoylation
Cellular component (GO): nucleus
Molecular function (GO): SUMO conjugating enzyme activity
Source: RefSeq, a predicted model, not a curated record
CCAAGGACAGCCCCCGGCCGGGGUCCUUGUGACAUGAGGUCCUAUUUAGUCUGGGUCAGGUUCAGUGCUGCUUCAGGAGGGAAACUUCAGGGGGCUUUGUCCCGAGACAAAGAGCAGCGAGCACCGCCGAACCCGGAUUUGUCGUCGCAGAAAUCUGAAAUAUGUCAGGCAUAGCCCUUAGUAGACUUGCACAGGAGAGGAAAGCAUGGAGAAAAGAUCACCCAUUUGGGUUUGUUGCAGUACCAACAAAAAAUCCAGAUGGCACAAUGAAUUUGAUGAACUGGGAAUGUGCAAUUCCAGGAAAGAAAGGAACUCCUUGGGAAGGUGGAUUAUUUAAGUUACGGAUGCUUUUUAAGGAUGAUUAUCCCUCCUCACCUCCCAAAUGUAAAUUUGAACCACCAUUAUUUCACCCGAAUGUCUAUCCAUCAGGCACAGUGUGUCUGUCUAUCUUAGAAGAAGAUAAAGAUUGGAGGCCAGCAAUCACAAUUAAACAGAUCUUGUUAGGAAUACAAGAACUUCUAAAUGAACCAAAUAUACAAGAUCCAGCUCAAGCAGAGGCAUACACAAUUUACUGCCAAAACAGAGUUGAAUACGAAAAGAGAGUCCGAGCACAAGCCAAGAAAUUUGCGCCAUCAUAAACACCAACUUAUAUGGCAUCUUACAAUAAACAAAAUUUAAAGGAAGGGAUUGGUUUGGCAAGAACUUGUUUACAAAUUUUUUUGCAAAAUUGAAUGAUGCUAAAUACAAUUGAGAUUCACCAAGGGGAGGGGGUUGUAUGUGUGCCAUUUUCCAUUUUCGACACUUGUAUAGAGUUCUAAAUUUGCUGAAUAUCCCCCCAGUUUUUUCAUACAGGGUCUCUUCCUUCAGUCUUUUUGUAAUUUGAUUGUUAUGAUGUAAAACUUGCUUUUAUUUUAAUAUUGAUGUCAGUAUUUCAACUGCUGUAAAAUUAUAAACUUUUAUACUUCUACAAAUUCACUAGUAAUCUAUAGUUUCCUUUGCUAUCGGAUGCAGGCAUGCUUUAAAAUGUUUAGAAAUAUAUCUAGCCUAUAGCUGGCUGUAUUAAAAAAUAAAUAAAAAAUAAAAAAAAUAAAUCUAAAAAAACUUACAAUGUCAUAAAUUCCACCCCCUCCCCUAAAUUUCUUUUUCUAUUUUAAGAAAAUAGGUUGUAUUCCAACCUACAGCCUCCUAUUCAGUCAGCAUCUUGCUUCUGCAUCAGUUCCUUUUUUGUGUUUAUAUGGCGUUUUUGUCUGUGUUGCUGUUUAGAGUAAAUAAACUGUUUAUAUAAA